ACUGUCUAUAUAUACACACACACACACAUAUGCACAUCCAUGUAACCCGAGGGGCCAAUAUUUCUUUGGAGCUGUUUUUCAUGCAUGGUAUGAGCAUUUCCAUUAGGGGGGAGAACAAGAUGAAUAAGCUGAACCUUCUCUUUGGAUUGGUGGCGUUGUUUUCUGGAUUGGCUGUGGGGAGCUGUAUCCAAGGCGAUAGAACUCCGAGAGCUUCUGAAAUAUUGGCCAAUGUCGGAGAAGACAAUGAUGAGGCCGGCCUUCUCAUGGUACCCCUCACCCUCAUCCAAUCCGCAUCUGGAAAAGGAGCCGUAUGUUUAGACGGGAGUUUGCCUGCCUAUCACUUUAAUCCUGGAUUUGGAUCAGGAGCAAAUAGCUGGCUUGUUAAUUUAGAGGGUGGUGGCUGGUGCAAUGACAUUAGAACAUGUGUCUACAGAAAGACGUCUCGGCAUGGCUCAUCAAACUACAUGGAAAAGGAAAUACCAUUUACAGGCAUAAUGAGCAAUGAUCCCGCAAUGAACCCUGAUUUUUACAACUGGAACAGAGUCAAGGUUCGGUACUGUGAUGGUGCCUCAUUCAAAGGAGAAGGCUAUGACAAGAAUGCAAGCUUGCAUUUCAGAGGCCAACGCAUUUAUGACGCUGCCAUGGAGGAACUCCUGUCCAAGGGAAUGCGUGAUGCAGACCAGGCUCUUCUUUCUGGAUGCUCUGCAGGUGGUCUUGCAGUGAUACAACACUGUGAUGAAUUUCAUGGAUUGUUCUCUGCCAUUACCAAAGUCAAGUGCCUUGCUGAUGCUGGAUUGUUUCUUGAUGCUGUUGAUGUUGCUGGUGGCCGCACCCUGAGAAACUUCUAUGAAGGCGUGGUAGAUCUCCAGGGAGCAGUAGUAAAUUUACCGAAGAGCUGCACUUCCCAACUGGAAGGAGCACUGUGCUUCUUUCCACAAAACAUAUUGAACAAUAUUCAGACCCCAAUUUUCCUUCUGAAUACAGGGUAUGAUGUAUGGCAGAUUCAAGAAAGUUUGGCCCCCAAAUCAGCAGAUCCUACUGGUUAUUGGAAAUAUUGUAAAAAAAACUAUACAACUUGUGAUGCAAAACAAAUUCAAUUUUUACAAGGAUUCAGAGAUCAAAUGCUCAACACUGCAAACUUUAUCUCCAGUGCCAAGCAAAAUGGUUUAUUUAUCAACUCUUGUUUUGCUCAUUGCCAAACAGAAAGGCAGGACACCUGGUACGGAGAUAAUUCUCCGCAAAUUGGAAACCAGACGGUUGCAAAGGCUGUUGGUGAUUGGUAUUUUGAUCGUGAGGAAGUGAAGGCGGUUGACUGUGCAUACCCUUGUGACAGCACUUGUCAUAAUCUCAUAUUUAGGGGAUCCUAGGUUGUAAUUUACAAGGCCUCUUGGAUUUAGGUCAUUCUCUAUUAUUGAUAUCCAUGGCUAUAGAAAACCAAGAUGUAUAAGUGAAUUAUUCAUAUCAAGUGAGAAUUAAAAAAAAAAAUUAUAAGUGGCCAA
This is a messenger RNA of Dioscorea cayenensis subsp. rotundata (Guinea yam), 1499 nucleotides long. Its product is annotated as pectin acetylesterase 10-like. Gene Ontology annotation, cellular component: plant-type cell wall. The transcript has 12 exons. The coding region runs from base 30 to 1367 and encodes 445 amino acids. NCBI's taxonomy places the organism in Eukaryota, Viridiplantae, Streptophyta, Magnoliopsida, Dioscoreales, Dioscoreaceae. Gene Ontology annotation, biological process: cell wall organization. Gene Ontology annotation, molecular function: pectin acetylesterase activity. The record is from RefSeq and is a predicted model, not a curated record.